AUGAUGGAGGGCAAACCCGGCGACGAAGGGCUAGGCCUGCGGGAAAGGGACAUUCAAGAUCAAAAUGAUAUUCAGAUGACACCGUCGGCUGAGUGGCAUCCCACUCGCCAAUUUGCUCGGAAGCCGAUCAACGGGCCACAGACUCCAACAACGCCGGCACCCAUCGGCAGCCCGUACGGGCCUUUCGGAAGAAGCCCACCGACGCCUUCCGCCAAAUCACCACAACCGUCCUUUUCCGAACGAGCUGCCGGCGCCGCAGCGUAUUUCCCAGCACCGGCGAGCGGAAAUAAUGCGUCUUCUCAGCGACCGAGGCCGGCGCCAUUACAAAUGGAUGGGCACGAGUAUUCAAACUAUUCUGCCUCUUACUCCAGCCUAAGCACGCCGUAUACGGGCGGACUUUCUACUGGAGGGCUUCCACCAAAACGACAUAGAAGCGCUCGAGUCGAUUCUCAGUCCUCGGCAACUGGUCUACUCUCACCACCGUGGCAUGGUCCUCCGCCUAAUCGACCGCAGUCGAUGUAUUAUCCCCCGGAGCAAAUUCGGCUUUUCAACAAGUACUGGCACCCGUCAUGGAAUAUGUAUUUUUUCCUCUUCGCCGGGAUUGCAUUUGCCCUCGGCCACCAUUUUUUCUAUGCCGGCCUUGACGGAACAGAGGCCAACGGCCAGAUUCGCAUGCUGCGCUACGGCGCUGCAUUGUCAUUCCUCAGCAAGGCAAGUCUUGGAUCGGCUGUGAUCCUAGCCUUCCGACAAAGAGUAUGGAUGACGGUCCGCCGAAAGAUGCUCACCCUCGCUGCCGUGGAUUCGCUCUUUGCCGCGGCGGAAGAUAUGACUGCCAUUUUCAACAUUGAAGUCUUCCGCCAAGCUAGGAUCGCCAUGAUCUUGGCCAUCUAUGUGUGGUGUACCCCUCUUGUCGUGGUUCUCACCUCAGACACUCUAACUGCUCAACCUGCGACGACACGCCAGACCACGACGUGCCCAUCCAUUCGCACUCUCAACUUUGCUCAAGAAGAAACCAAUGACUUUCGUACAGGGACGAAGAUUAACAACCUUUUUGAGCUUUCCACUUCCUUAUGGAACACAACUACCUUGAAUCAGUCCAGCGAAGACUUCUUUGACUAUUGGAUCGGAACGAGCUGGCAAUUCGAGGAGAUAUCUACUUCAGCAAUUCUAGGCAAGAAACCGCUCUCGCGGACGAAUGCAAGUCUUGAUGUUUGCGGCAUGGGCUGGAACUGUUCAUUCACCAUUCAGUUCAAGGGCCCCGGAUACAAGUGCGAAGAGCUUGCCAGCGGCGUCGGGUCGACACCGAAGAAGCUCAACGGCGCCGAGAUGCCCUUCAACAUGAGCAUGCUUGCCCCGGUGGGCAAUCAUACCUACAUUGCUCAUGCCACCGCUGGCGAGUACCAGAACCCUCAGAUGAACGACACUGGCUCCGCAGGCGUCAUCAACACGCCACCGCCAUAUCCGCAAAACCUCGGCGCGCUCCGUGUGGAGCCGGUGCUCUGGUUCGGCAUCGCUGAGGUCGACGAGCCAUCCGAUCCCCAGCCGAUGGACCCCACCUUACCCGAAUGGCAAACGGCCUACACCCCAAAGGUGUUUGGCUGCGAGCAUCGUGAGACGGAGUAUGAGGUCGACUUCAACUACACGGGUCUCACUCAAAAGACCACUGUCCGGAAGCGAACGUUCUUCGACCGCAUCGUCGAUACCCGCUACCUCCCCGGUGUCGACGCUCAAGAUGGAACAGCGGACAACACCACAGGCACCCCGGAAUCGAACUACAUCUUCCCGCAGGACGUGGCUCGUUACCGUAGAACGAUGGCAUAUCACUCCAUCGGAUACCAAUUCCGCCAAUACAUCAACGGGACAAUCUUCCAACCCAACACCGACGCCAACACCAAAAUCCUGCAAACGCGCAUCCUCGACCAGCACAACUACCUCGUCGUCAAGGACUUUAUGUUCCAGGUCCAGAGCCUCUACGAAGACAUCCUCAUCUCCAUGUUCUCUCAGCCACGCCUCCUCGCCGUCGUCUGGGCCAACGACACGAGCGAGAAGACGGGCACCCGUCUCGGUGACAACCACACCUACCCCUGCACCCGCGAGCGGACCGACCUCCGCUACAAGUACCACGCCCGCGACCUCUGGGCCGUCUACUCCGUCGCUAUCCUCCUCGCCAUCGUUGGCGUGGCCUUUGGUCUCGCCGCCGUCCGCGAAGAGGGCCUCGUCCGCAAUACGCGCUUCAGCAGCAUCGUCGCGGCAACCCGCGGCCCGGGCCUCGAGAAGCUCCCUUGGGCAACGACGCCCAACAGCGACCAUCGACCCGUCGCCGGCGCCAAGGUCGGCUACGGCCUCGUACCCAAGGAUCCGCACGCGGGAGGUGUCGAGACGUACGGGUUCGGGCUGGAGGGAGACGUCAAGCAACCGCAGAGGGAGCGUGAGCAACGUGACGACUCGGGCCGGACACCAUCGAGGUUGGGUAGUCCCUUUCAAAGGGGGCCGUUCAAUCGGAGGUGGUCUAAAUUGAGUGGUCAACCGUAA
Molecule: messenger RNA, 2532 nt
Organism: Colletotrichum tamarilloi
Lineage: Eukaryota; Fungi; Ascomycota; Sordariomycetes; Glomerellales; Glomerellaceae
Exons: 1
Coding region: 1-2532 (843 amino acids)
Source: RefSeq, a predicted model, not a curated record